AUGUACGGGACCCAACAUAGGGGUCUCCCCCCUAACCGUCUCAACGAGCUCUUGGAUCAGGUGCGGCAAGAGUUUGAUGGCCAAAGCAGAAGCUCGGAGCACUAUGAAAACCAGGUAAAUGGUCAAAUUCAGGAAAUGGAAAUGAUCAGAAACAAGUUAUACCAGCUGGAGCAGACACAGAUUAAAAUGAAGAGUGAAUAUGAUGCCGAGGUCAAAGCUCUAAGACAGGAACUGGACAACGCUCGUGCCGGAGGCAUGCCUUCUCAUAUGGGCAACCAACCUCAAUACGGCAGCGCAUCGCAGCCUCAACCCCCUGCUCUUGGCCAUGGUCCCAGCAAUCUGUUCAGCGGAAUCAUGGCAAAUUCAGGGCAAGGAGGGCCAGGUCUUGCCCCACCCCCCAGUCAGGAUCAGCAGCCGCCUCCCCAGCAACACCCUCUGCAGCCUCCCAUUCCAGGACCACAGCCAGCUGGACCACCUCCUGCUCAGCAACCAGGGCCUUUCCAGGGCUAUCAGGCAGGUCCUCCCGCAGUUAAUGGCUAUGGGCCUCAACCACCCCAGCCUACUAGCUCGCCUGGGAUGAACAAGAACAGGCCAUCAAAUCGAGGUCCGCCAGGUCCCGCCACUCCUCAACAAGGCCAGCUCUCUUAUCCAGAUCCUAGAGCUUCUCCUCAGAUUGGACGUUCAGCGGGAGCUGGACCAAACCCACAUCCUCCCUUCCAUGGCGGUUAUGGCAAUCAAUUGGCAGACAUUGACCCGGACACUGCUCCUGACCACCUAAAACGACGGGGCACCGAGUGGUUCGCUGUCUUCAACCCAGAUGUACCCCGUGUUCUUGACGUAAAUUUGGUGCACAAUUUGGUGCAUGAAAGCGUCGUCUGCUGUGUCCGAUUCAGCAUUGACGGUCGAUAUGUCGCCACUGGUUGCAAUCGUUCCGCACAGAUCUUUGACGUCAGUACUGGUCAGCAGGUGUCCGUUCUUCAGGAUGAGACUGUGGACAAAGAUGGCGAUCUAUACAUUCGAAGUGUCUGCUUCAGUCCGGAUGGUAAGCUACUCGCUACCGGAGCCGAAGACAAGUUAAUCAGGGUCUGGGACAUUCAAUCCAAGAAGAUCCGGAACAUCUUUGGCGGCCACGAACAGGAUAUCUACUCUCUCGAUUUCGCUCGAAAUGGACGCCAUAUCGCUUCUGGCAGUGGUGACAAGACCGUCCGUCUCUGGGACAUUGACGUUAGUCAACAAGUCCUUACGCUCAGCAUCGAGGAUGGCGUCACCACUGUAGCUAUCUCCCCAGAUGGUCGUUAUGUCGCUGCCGGGUCACUGGAUCGAAGUGUGCGUGUCUGGGAUUCCACUAGUGGAUAUCUGGUCGAACGCCUCGAAGGUGGCGAGGGCCACAAAGACAGUGUCUACUCUGUUGCCUUCUCCCCAGAUGGACACCAACUAGUCAGCGGUAGUCUUGACAAAACAAUCAAGAUGUGGGAGUUGACGCCACAGAAGGGCAUGUUGCCAGGUAGUGGACCGAAGGGCGGGAAAUGCAUUCGAACUUUUGAAGGACAUAAGGACUACGUCCUCAGCGUCUGUCUAACCCCACAUGGCGAGUGGGUCAUGAGCGGCUCCAAAGAUCGUGGUGUCCAAUUCUGGGACCCGCAGACCGGCAUUGCGCAGAUGAUGCUUCAAGGUCACAAAAACUCGGUCAUUUCCGUCGCACCAUGUCCUACUGGAUCCCUGUUCGCGACCGGCAGUGGAGACAUGAGAGCAAGAAUCUGGAGCUACGGUCCUUUCGCAGGGGAGAGACGAUAA
Messenger RNA from Endocarpon pusillum Z07020, 1794 nucleotides. Its product is annotated as Transcriptional repressor rco-1. Gene Ontology annotation, molecular function: protein binding. The coding region runs from base 1 to 1794 and encodes 597 amino acids. The record is from RefSeq and is a predicted model, not a curated record. Lineage: Eukaryota; Fungi; Ascomycota; Eurotiomycetes; Verrucariales; Verrucariaceae. The transcript has 3 exons.